AUGGAGGAAGAAACUUGUUUGGACUGCAAGAGAGCGACCAUAAUGGUGAUCGACCACAGUAGUGGCGACACGAUCUGUUCAGAGUGUGGCCUCGUCCUUGAAGCUCACAUCAUCGACUUCUUUGAGGAAUGGAGAACUUUUGCCUCCGACGACAAUGGCAGUGAUCGAGACCCAAAUCGUGUUGGUGCUCCAACCAACCCUCUUCUCAAAUCCGGCGAUCUCGCCACCGUCAUCGAGAAACCUAAAGAAAACGCUUCCUCCUUUGUCUCCAAAGAAGAAAUCUCGACUCUGUACCGGGCACAGAACCAAGUCAAGAAUCAUGAGGAAGACCUAAUCAGGAAAGCCUUUGGCGAAACCCAGAGAAUCACGGAGGCGCUAGACCUACAUAUCAAAAUCAAGUCUAGGGCUUGCGAGAUUAUCUCAAGAUUCGAUGGUCACGCUAACACGAAACUACGCAGAGGAAAGAAGUUGAACGCUCUCUGUGCUGCCUCUGUUUCGACGGCUUGUCGUGAACUGAACCUGUCGAGGACGUUGAAAGAGAUAUCAAUGGUUGCCAAUGGUGUUAGCUUGAAGGAUAUACACAAACAAGCCUUGGUGAUAAAGCAUCUUCUCGAGUCAGAACAAGCCUCUGUGUCUGGUGCCAAUGCGAGUACAAUAAACACGGGAGAACUUGUUCGUCGCUUCUGUUCCAAGCUUGAUAUAGGUCAAAGAGAGAUAAAGGCGAUUCGAGAAGCCGUGGAGAAAUCUGCGAAUUUUGUUAUCCGAAGAAACCCUAAGUCUAUUCUUGCUGCUGUUAUCUUCAUCAUCUCUCAUAUAUCUCAGACCAACAAGAGACCUAUUCGAGAAAUUGCGAUCGUUUCAAAAGUAGUGGAGAAUACAAUCAAGAACUCUGUAAAGGAUAUCUUCCCUUGCGCCUCGAAGAUUAUACCAAACUGGUAUGCUUGUGAAGAAGACGUUAUAAAGAAGUUAAGAGAUAUCAUAGCUUCUUGGGAUUCUGCAAAACUUUCAGUAUAGGGAAGUCACUACCUAAGAAAGAAGCUUUGGGAUUAAUUUCUGGUGUUAA
This is a messenger RNA of Camelina sativa (false flax), 1063 nucleotides long. Its product is annotated as plant-specific TFIIB-related protein 2-like. Gene Ontology annotation, biological process: DNA-templated transcription initiation; transcription preinitiation complex assembly. Gene Ontology annotation, molecular function: TBP-class protein binding. The record is from RefSeq and is a predicted model, not a curated record. NCBI's taxonomy places the organism in Eukaryota, Viridiplantae, Streptophyta, Magnoliopsida, Brassicales, Brassicaceae. Gene Ontology annotation, cellular component: transcription preinitiation complex; nucleus.